Messenger RNA from Nycticebus coucang (slow loris), 5329 nucleotides. It is a transcript of the gene SLCO4C1, whose product is annotated as solute carrier organic anion transporter family member 4C1. The coding region runs from base 253 to 2430 and encodes 725 amino acids. Gene Ontology annotation, biological process: sodium-independent organic anion transport; transmembrane transport. Gene Ontology annotation, cellular component: membrane. Gene Ontology annotation, molecular function: protein binding. The record is from RefSeq and is a predicted model, not a curated record. Lineage: Eukaryota; Metazoa; Chordata; Mammalia; Primates; Lorisidae. The transcript has 14 exons.
CCCCGAGCCUGGGGCAGUGUUUUUUGGCCCCUAGGAAAUAUUUUCUUUAUUGAGGGUGAAAGAACAAGUGAGUUGUGACUAUCACACGAUUGUGUCAAGCUCUUCAGCGUGUUUCUCUUAUUCCACGGGAAGAUGUCAGCACUGGGACCUUAAUAACACACAGCAGAGGGAACGUCCUAGGUGCGAGGAGCCAGACAGUGACCUGGCAUUUGCUGCUCCAAGCCACCGGCGUCGGGAGAGCCCCUCCUGACCAUGAAGGGUUCCAAGGGCGUCGAGAACCCGGCUUUCGUCCCCAGCCCGGACACCCCGCGCCGCUCCUCCGCUUCGCCAUCCCAGGUGGACGUGUCUGCCUCGUCCUCCGUCUCCCGGAGAGAGGAUUCUCAGCUACGUGAGCCCCAGGAGCCCCAGAAGUCACCUGAGCCCCCUCCGCUUUCAGCAGCGCCCCGGGUCUCCCAGGAGCAGCCCGGGCCGCAGCUGCUGUCGGAGCCCGGGGAGGGGCCGUGCGGCUGGGGGAGCUUCCACCCGCGGUGUCUGCAGCGCUGCAACACGCCGCGGGGCUUCCUGCUGCACUACUGCCUGCUGGCGCUCACGCAAGGUGUUGUAGUGAAUGGCCUCGUCAAUAUUAGUAUCUCCACCAUUGAGAAGCGUUAUGAAAUGAAGAGCUCGCUGACUGGCCUCAUCUCCUCCAGCUACGACAUCGCCUUCUGUGUGCUGUCUCUGUUUGUCUCAUUUUUCGGUGAGCGAGGUCACAAGCCCAGAUGGCUGGCCUUCUCGUCCUUCAUGAUAGGCCUGGGAGCACUUGUAUUUUCCUUGCCACAAUUUUUCAGUGGAGAAUAUCAGCUGGGGUCCAUUUUUGAAGACACCUGCUUAAGUACGAGGAAUAGUACGAGCUGCACCGCUUCAGCUUCUUCUCUUUCUAACUACUUGUUCGUCUUCAUCUUGGGACAACUGUUGCUGGGCACAGGCGGGACUCCUCUCUACACCCUGGGGACAGCCUUCAUCGACGACUCUGUGCCCACACACAAGUCCUCUCUCUACAUAGGGAUUGGCUACUCCAUGUCCAUCUUGGGUCCCGCGAUCGGCUAUGUGCUGGGAGGACAACUGCUCACCAUGUACAUUGAUGUUGCUAUGGGGCACAGCCCUGACGUCACUGAGGAUGAUCCCCGGUGGCUGGGAGCUUGGUGGAUUGGAUUUCUUUUAGCUUGGAUCUUUGCUUGGUCUUUGAUAAUUCCUUUUUCUUGCUUUCCAAAACAUUUGCCAGGUACAGCAAAAAUUCAAGCUGGAAAAAUUUCCCAAGCUCAUCAGAAUAACAGUAUAUCCGUGCAUCAUACAGAUGAGAAAUUUGGAAAAAGUAUUAAAGAUUUUCCAGCUGCACUGAAGAAUUUGAUGAAGAAUACCGUCUUUAUAUGCUUAGUUUUAUCAAGUUCUUCAGAAGCUUUAGUUACUACUGGAUUUGCUACAUUUCUACCAAAAUUUAUAGAAAAUCAAUUUGGAUUGACAUCCAGCUUUGCAGCUACCCUUGGAGGGGCUGUUUUAAUUCCUGGAGCUGCUCUUGGGCAGAUUUUAGGUGGUUUCCUCGUUUCAAAAUUCAAACUGGCAUGUAAAAAUACAAUGAAGUUUGCACUGUUCUCGUCUGGAGUUGCAUUUCUGCUGAGUUUUAUAUUUAUUUAUGCCAACUGUGAAAAUGAGCCAUUUGCUGGUGUGUCAGAAUCAUAUAAUGGGACAGGAGAACUGGGAAAUUUCGUAGCCCCUUGUAAUGCCAAUUGCAGCUGUCUGCGCUCAUAUUAUUAUCCUCUCUGUGGAGAAGACGGAGUCCAAUAUUUUUCUCCCUGCUUCGCAGGUUGUUUAAACUCAGUUUCAAAAAAUAAACAAAAGACGUAUUACAAUUGUUCCUGUAUUGAGAAGAAAACAAAACUAGCAUCUGCUGCAGAGAGUUUAGCUUCUGAAGCUGAAGCUGGGAGGUGUGCGACUCGGUGUGCAAACCUGCCUGUGUUUCUUGGCAUUUUCCUUGUUACCGUCAUCUUUACAUUUAUGGCUGGUACUCCCACGACUGUGUCCAUCCUAAGGUGUGUUAAUCACAGGCAGCGGUCUCUGGCAUUGGGAAUUCAGUUUAUGUUGCUUCGAUUAUUUGGCACAAUACCUGGACCAAUUAUAUUUGGCCUCACGAUAGACAGCACGUGUAUUCUGUGGGAUGUGAAUGAAUGUGGGAUUAAAGGAGCCUGCUGGAUUUAUGAUAACAUCAAGAUGGCCCACAUGCUAGUAGCCAUAUGUGUCAUUUGCAAAAUUAUCACCAUUUUCUUCAAUGGGUUUGCAAUCUUUCUGUAUAAACCACCACCACCAGGCACAGAUGUGUCAUUUGAAAGCCAGAGUGCAGUUGUGACGACGGUUUCAGCACAAUCGGAUCUCAACAAAGGAGGAAAAGAAGGGUAAAGACAAAGAGACGAUUUUAAAAAUUCACCUCCGUUUCCAAGAACGUUCUUUGCCAUGGCAGCAUUAUUUACCCAAUAGAAACAAUAAUAUUUUAAAAAUAUGUUUUAUAAUCAAAGGGAUUUUUAUACAUGUGUGGACGCAUUUGUUUUUUUAAUACGAGAUUCAGACCCGUGCCUUCAAAGACCACCAAAAGCCUCACCACACACACACAGGGGCACAUACACACACGCACACACGCACACACAGACACACUUAUUUCCCAUUGUCUAAUAAGAAAAAGAACUAACCAUUAGUUUAAAGUUUACAUUUUAGAAAACAAUGAUGAUUCCUAUCCCUUCUACAACUUGUUUCAUUUUAAUUUUUCAUGCCAGGAGUUUAUGUAGGAAAUUUAUGGUAUAAAAAUGUAAUCACAUUUAUGUGAUGAUUUCUGGGAAUUAUUAUUGAAAGCCUAUGAAUUUAAACCAUCUUUAUCAUAUAAUUUGUUUUGAAAUUUGCAGACGCUAAUCUGGCUUUUCCUUAUUAAAACAAGCUACUAAACUAUUAGAAUAUAGAUUAGUCAUCUUCUUUGUGUCUGAGUAUAUAGUGAAUAGAAAUAUCAGCAUUGUGAACACUGGAGACCCACAAGGGAGCAGGGUGGGAGGGGCAAGGAUGAAAAUUCCUUGGGGGUGCCGUACGUGCUCCUAGGGUGCAUCAAAGGCAGACUUCACCCUAUAUAGGACAUGCAUGUGAUGGAAUUCAACUUAUAUCCUCAAAUCUAUUAAAACAGAAAGUAAAAUAAAAUAAAACCAUCUAUUUAAAUAAUUACACAUAUUUUAUUGGUCCUACUGAGGGGAUAUAAUGCUUUAAUUACCUUUCUUGUGUUAAAUGAUCUUUGCUUUGGUUGUUUGAGUUAACUCCUAUUAUUUUUAUUUUAUGUUUGAUGCAAUUCGAUAUGAUUGUAUUUAUUUAGGAUAUUUAUACACAAAAUAAUAGAGAUAUGUGAAAACAAAGAAGUAUCAAUAUUGUAUACACAUAUUUUCACCUUAACCCAAGAAUUCCAGGAGGUAAUGUGUCGAUAUUGUUGAUAUUAACACUUAACUUUUAUGAGUCUGUGAUAGUAUUAUUCAAUUACAUAUAUUUCAGAGGAAAGUACCAGCUUCAGUAAAGAAAAGUGCCAAUGAGAUAUGAAAAGAUUUUUUAAUGAAGUAUUGACAAAUACUUACAUAGUUAAUACUUUAGUUUUUAUUAUUAUAAAAGCCAACCACCUACUACAUUAAUUGUGGUACCUAAAAUAGUGUUUGGCAUGUAAUACAUCUAUUACUGUUGUUGGAUUAGAACAUUAAACCUUACUCUUUAACUGAAGCAUUUAUUUGAUAGUUGAAAGUAUUUCUCAAUCCUGACAACUUUAUAACUUCACUCUUUUUUUCUGAGGUCAGAUUUACCCCACCUUAGCUUAGAAUAUGGAGAAUCUAGAUGCAUAAAUGUCAACAAAAAUAACUUGUAUCAUGGUUAAAAUUUUACUGAUUAGUGUGCUGAAGUUCAAGGCUGGACAUGAUUACAUUUGAAAUUUGUAUUAAAUAGAAGUUAAUAAGGUCCAUUAUCAGGUUUCUCCUAUUGGCUUUCCCCUAGGUUAGUUUUUUACAGUGUUUCAUAUAUGCUGUGAUCGAGAUAAUAUAAGCUUCAAGUAAGGACCUGCCAGUGGAAACCAGGAUCAGAAACACUAAAAAUUAUCAGCAUUUAAGAGACCAUGUUUUGAGGUAAUCUAUGGCCAACGAUGAUUCCAGAACCUAGUGCUAAUUAUAAAGUGAAAUUCAAGGAAAGGGAACAAGUUAGGAGUUAGUGGAGAAGCACACUUGGUGUUAGACGGAAGGAGCCGGGGUCAGGAAACAGAGAGGGAGAGAGAGAGAGACCUCCUUAAACUGGAAAUGUACGUACAACUACCAGAGAUUGAAGGCAGGUAGGAACCAAAAAGCCGGGUUUGGGGCAAACAGGAAAUUGAUAGCAACCAAAGGGACUGGGCAAGUAGGACACAUUAUAUAUAUAUAUAUAUAGAUAGAUAGAUAGAUAGAGAUAUAUUUAUUAUUAUUCACCUGAGGUUUACUUUUUUAAAUGCUAAUUUCUGUUGGAGCCAAGGCAGAAAGAAUGUUUGGGCCUCUGUGUUCUGUGUGGAGGCAGGGAAUAGAGUGGAAGAAUUUCAUGGCUCUCAAAUCAUGGGGGGCAAAUUCUGGGGAGCUCACUAAAGAGACAUGAGGGAGGAGACAGCAGGUGCACAGACCAGGGCUACUUAGUUUAGAGAAAAGGGAAAAAUCACCCCAUGCAUAGGAAGUCUGAUAAACAGGUUAUAGUAGUGGCGGUCACGAAGAUUUCUAAUUGCCAAGGCCUGCACUGUGUUCAGUGUACCUUUUAAAGCAAAUCGUAGACGUGAAAAUAAUUUUGGCCCUUAGAGUCAAGCUCUUCUGUUUAUAACACAAAUAUUCAGAAAGAAUACCUCCUUUUGUGACAAUGGUCCAGACACUACCGUAACUUAGCACAGUCAUUUUUACUUUGUAAUCCACUUUGAUCAUAUAAGUUGACAAGGUUCUUGUAGAACAAGUUCAUAAUAUGUAUUUUUCACAAUUUAUAAUAAUUUAUAAGUAAGCUUAAUUUAUAAGUCGUCCUGUUGUGAUUUUGUACAUAAAUGGGAAUAUGACUUAAACCUUUUUAACAUUUAGAUUUUCUCAUUUGUAGAGAAUACAAAUGUAAAACUCUUAUACUUGGAGAGAAUUGUAUGCGAUUGACUUUACUAUGUAAAUGUAAAUACAAUUUUAGACUAUUUUCUUUAAGAUUUCCUUUACUGUAAACAAUUAUACAAAAUAUGUGUAUAUACAAUAUAUACCUUUUAUUAAAUGAGAAUAUUUAUUCUAGAUUGUUUUACGUGUUU